AUGGGGAGUCCAGGGGAAUUCCGAGCGGGUGGGGCCAAGAGAGAUCCUACUGGCACUCUCCAUGGUUCAAGCUGCGGCCGUGUGACAGGAAGUGACAUUGAGAUUUAUGCGUAUCAGCUCGAGGCAGCAGUCGCAGCGUUGACUGCAUUUCGGAUGACACGACAGAUCCAAAUGAUGACAGAGCUCAUGCAUCAACAUAUCUCCCUGCUUAGACAUCACUGCGGCACGUGCAACAUAGGCAGAAUCAGCAGCUGCAGCAGCAGAGACAGUGGCGGCUGUGUCCCACUCUCUGACUUCACGCCAGACAGCGUCCCUCUACUCUGCCCUCCACCUCCCUCCUUGCAUCCAACACCAGUCACAGUAGCUGCAGGCACAGGAGCAGCUGCAGGUGCUGCCCAUACAACAGACAAGAGGGCUAGCGAUUAUUCAUGGCUUUUUCCCUCCGUCGGUGCUGAGAGUCCACUCGAACUAGGGGCGCCGCCGCCGCAUAGAUCUCUGUGUAAACGGGCCGUAAACAGAGGGCCGCUUGAAGUGGAGCUGCGUGCUGCAGUUGCUGGGGACCCUGGGAGCCUCCAGUGGCUGCAUGCGCUGAGCCGUAUUGCAACCGACGAGCAGGCAUCCCAGACCAUACUUGAUAUAGCCGCGGCUGAUCCGGGCUUCCCAGCUGGAGGAGUGCAGCGGCAGGUUCUCCUUGCUCUCUGCAGCCUCGCUGUAGACAGCUCAAGAAUCCACGACACACUUAAUGCUGUCUUCGGACCCCCUGACCAAUCGGCUGUCACAGAAGAGCAGCGAAUAGGCAAGAUAAUCAAAAAAAUGACUGAAGCAGGUGCCCUUCAGGAGCAACAGGCCACAGAAGCAGGUAUGAGAGAAGGGACAACGUCUACGUUUGCAACUGCAGCAAGUGAGCGGCAGCAGGGCGCGGCGGAGAAGCAGAAGCAGCAGGUGCUGCAGUUUCCGCUGCUGCAGAAACAAACUUUGUUUGCUGGCGCUGAGGCAUGGUCUUUUCUGUGGCACCUUGUGGGCCUAGCCUACCAGCGGGGUCUUUCGAAGCGGCGCUUCCCGUUAGUGCGUCCUGCGGUUGUUGCUUCUUCUGAUGCUGCUUCUGUCCUUUGGGUGAAAUGGUGUGGAUUCUUGGCUGCAGCAGCAGACAGCCACCUGCAGCGUGAUUCAGCAGUGGCCGCCGAAAGCACUUUAGAGAGUUGGUUUCGCAUUCGUAGCCAUAUCAAGCACCCAGCUACUUUUUAUGCGAGUGCGGCUGCUGCCUUCUGCUCAGUGUGCAACGACACGUCCUUCUUCUUGUUGGUGCCUCCGCGCCAAAGUCCCACACAGUUUCUGGAUGCAGCAUUGAACCCCAACCGUGUGGGGCGCAUCAUGCGUCGCUUUUGCUGUUUGCUGCUCCUGCAGCAGCAGCGGGCUGCUACUCGUGUGCAGCAGCAGCUGGAGGAGCAGCUAGAGGAAGUGGAGACACAGCUGAAGCUGCUGCAACAGCAACUGCAGAGCGGGCCAGUGGACGCUCUGCAGUUGAGUAGAGGGUUGUGGCUGGAGAAGCAGCAUCGUGACCUCAAGCAGCAACAGCGCCAGCAGCAGCAGUGGCUGCGCAUUAUGCGUGCUCAGCAACAAAGACGCUGGCAGUUGCUGCAGAACGAAUUGCUCUGGAGAAGCGGCUCUCGGCUGUUCAGCCACACAAUGCGAGUCAUAGGUACAAGACCUUAA
Eimeria necatrix is the source of this 1713-nucleotide messenger RNA. RefSeq lists its product as hypothetical. Lineage: Eukaryota; Apicomplexa; Conoidasida; Eucoccidiorida; Eimeriidae. The record is from RefSeq and is a predicted model, not a curated record. The transcript has 5 exons. The coding region runs from base 1 to 1713 and encodes 570 amino acids.